Molecule: messenger RNA, 870 nt
Organism: Alternaria rosae
Lineage: Eukaryota; Fungi; Ascomycota; Dothideomycetes; Pleosporales; Pleosporaceae
Exons: 2
Coding region: 1-870 (289 amino acids)
Source: RefSeq, a predicted model, not a curated record
AUGCAGAAGCGCACGAUCCCCUCGCCUCAAACCCAGUAUCCUCCUCCCCCAGGAACUCAACCCAUCACCCGCCCAGGCCCCUCCGCAGUAACCUACCACAUCCCCGUCUCCCCCUCCUUCUCUAGGACAACAAUCUCCCUACCGUGCCACUCAACAUGGACAUCCGGCCUACACUUCCACACCCAGCACACAGAAUACCUGCACCUCGUCCGCGGCUCCAUCUUUGUGUACCUGGACGGGCAGACUAGGAUUCUGAGCGCUGCAGCCGGUGGCGCAGUAUCCGUUUACGGCAGUAACAAGAUUAAAGACAGUGAUGGACCCAGAUUAGUCAUCCAGAUCCCCAAGUACGCACGCCACAACUGGGGUAGAGCGAGAGAGUAUCUAGCAAGCCACAGACCAUCUUGUGUCAGACCACGAUAUCCGCUGGAUAUCGAUGACGAAGUCGUAGUGGAAGAAUGGACAGACCCAGCAGACGGAGGAAAAGCGCUUUUCUUUUGGAAUCUGAACGGCAUCGUCAUGCAGAAACAGUAUUCCGGGGCUCUUCCUCCACUUCAGCAUCUUGCGAGAUGGGUACUGGGGCGUUGGUGGGUGGAGUUUCAGCUGUGGAAUGUGUUUUGGGAGUUGGAUAACUGGCCUGUGGUGCUGGGAUUGAGGGGUGUGUUUGGGGAGGGAUGGGAUAGAUUGCCGGAACUGUUAUGGGUUGAGCGGGGGAAGAGGAAGGUGGAGGGGUGGUUGGAAUGGCUCGUUACACUGGUUUUGUUGGGGUUGGCGAGGGGCGUGGGAUGGAUAGUGAGAGUCAGGGCUGUGGAGAAGGAGAGGACGCCAGUGGCAUUGUGGGAGGAGUACCAAAGAAAGGGACGUAGCGGCUGA